AAGUGAGUUUUGGACGCGACCUUUGCGCAUUUGGCAACUUGCAACAUGCACGACGAGUCGGACAGCAGUACGAAGAAGACGGCGUCGGGCUCGGCGUACGAGCGCCGGGCGUGGACGCGCAAGGAAGACGAGAGCAUCAUCCGCCUCGUCGACGAGUAUGGCACCAAGCGCUGGUCCGUCAUCUCGGACCACCUCAACAACGAAAACUAUGGGAACGAGCGCACGGGCAAGCAGUGCCGGACACGAUGGCUCAACCACCUCGACCCGUCCAUCAAGAAGGAUCCGUGGACGACCGAAGAAGAAAGCAUCAUUGAAGACGCACAGAACCGCCUGGGCAACAAGUGGGCCGAGAUCUCCAAGCUCCUACCCGGAAGAACCGACAAUGCGAUCAAGAACCAUUGGUACUCGUCCAUGCGCCGCACGAUGCGGCGCAUCGCCAAGCAGGUCAACAAGGCCGCGCCUCCGGCCCCGCCACUGACGGGCAUGCACCCGCGGCUUCCGCGCCACGUAGUCAUUCCGACCGACGACGGUGGUGCACACGACGUCCACGCGCCGAGUCUGCAAAUGACCAAAGCGCACAACCUCGUGCAAGGACUCUCGCCCAAGCAAGCGUCGACGUUCCGGGACUGCUACAACGUGCUUUUGUUCAACAAGGAGCACCCAAACACAGGCACGGACUCGCCGCUCCACCCAGCGAACGCGUCGCCGCACAAGCACCGAAGCUUGUCCUCGAAGCGAAAGCGAAAAGACUUGCGCGUCUGCACGGGGGCGCAUAGCGACGGCGGCAUGUUCAUGCCGUCCACACCCCGGCGGCUGCACCACACACAGCUCCUUCUGACGCUGCUCAGCAGCGCGUCCGAGGACCCGAUGGCCAAGUGCGCCAAUGCGAAGCGAAAGAAGCGAGGGUCGACGCCGUCUCAUGCGAUGGGGCCACCGUCGCGCGAGCGGGCCGGCGCGUACGAAAGCCUUCUGCUCCAAGACCAGUUUGGCGACGCGACGUUCCAGGACAUGGACAGUCCGUUCCACCCGCUCGAGACGCUCGAGUUUGACUUUAACGAGCAAGUGGCCGAGUUCUUCAAUUCGACGACGCCGCUCGGCUCCCACGGUCCGGCGUCGGGCCAGGCGACGCCGUCGCUCUACAGUCUGCGGCGAUCGCCGCUCAUGGCCGCGAUGCUCAAAGCGACACCCAAGUUUUCCUUCGACGACAUUGACUUUCCCGCCGAGAUGGACUCAGACUUUUACAUGGACCCGGUGCCGCCGCUCCGUCUCCGCACCGACGUCAACGUGUCGGUGGCGUUCCCGCCAUCGUCGACGCCCAAUGCGUCCAGCGCGCCCGCACCGCUCGUCAAGAAGCCGUUCAAGCCGCCGACGAUCGAUGUGGCGCUUGGCCUCCAGCACGAUACGUUUGGCUUUGACCACUCAAUGACACCAUCGCUAACGAGCCCGCAGCUGAGCCAGUGGCUCGACGGGUCGCCCCGCGGCUUUACGGCGGCGGUGUAGACGUCUUAGUGUGUAUCUGCUGCCUCCUCCGUGCCGAUUGCAGGCGCGUCUUCGUGCAUCCAUCAUCCUACGUAGGGUCCAUCCCAC
This is a messenger RNA of Saprolegnia parasitica CBS 223.65, 1587 nucleotides long. RefSeq lists its product as hypothetical. Gene Ontology annotation, molecular function: RNA polymerase II cis-regulatory region sequence-specific DNA binding; DNA-binding transcription factor activity, RNA polymerase II-specific. Bases 46 to 1500 code for a protein of 484 amino acids. The record is from RefSeq and is a predicted model, not a curated record. Gene Ontology annotation, biological process: regulation of DNA-templated transcription. The transcript is spliced from 5 exons. NCBI's taxonomy places the organism in Eukaryota, Oomycota, Saprolegniomycetes, Saprolegniales, Saprolegniaceae. Gene Ontology annotation, cellular component: nucleus.